Molecule: messenger RNA, 5425 nt
Organism: Bursaphelenchus okinawaensis
Lineage: Eukaryota; Metazoa; Nematoda; Chromadorea; Rhabditida; Aphelenchoididae
Source: the annotation of a GenBank genome assembly
AUGGGUCUUUUCCUUAUCAUCAUAAUCACGAUCAUUACCUUCUACACCCUCUACAACCUCUUCACCAAAAAACACCAAUACUCCACUCUACCACCCGGUCCAUCACCCUCCCCCCUAUUCGGCAAUCUACUCACGUUGAAACAGCAAGAACGUUGGGAAACAAAAUUUAUAGAAUGGACUGAGAAAUAUGGCCCAGUCUACACAUACUGGCUCGGCCCAUUGCCAAUCGUAGCUAUAAAUGAAUAUAACUUGGCCCACAAAUACUUUGUUCAAAAUGGCGAUGUGUUUGAUGGUCGAAUGUAUCGACCAGAGUUGUGUAAGAUCGUUAGAGGUGGUCAGUAUGGAUUGAUUGAUACUCAUGGUGAGGUGUGGAGUCAGCAGAGAAGAUUCGCGAUUAGAACGUUGAGAGAUUUUGGGUUUGGCAAGAACAAAAUGGAGCAAAUGGUAGGUGAAGUUAGGGUAGGGUAGAGUAGGAGAAGGCGAGGUAAAGUAAGGUAGAGUAGUGUAUGGUAGGGCAAGUUAAGACAGAGUAGAAUAAGGCAUUUUAAUUAUAGGCAAAUUAAGUCAAUUUAAGGUAGGGUAUAAUUGAAUAGGAUAGAAUAAGACAUAGUAGGAUAUGGUAGGAUAAAGUAAAGCAGUCAAACAGGGUAGGGUAGGAUGGGCUAAUCCAAAUGGCAGUAUUAACCAUCUUCUUAGGGUUAAAAAACAAGGCUUGUAGGGAUUGCCCGACCUAACCAAGCCUUACGAUAGAGCCGGGGAAGCCUUGUGCUAAAGCUGAAGCAGGUCGAACCAAAGAUUUGAGUCUGGUUAGAGGGCUUAAAAAGUAACCUCAGGCCUUUUCUUUAAUUAAAAAAUUUUUUAAAUUUUUGAUGACGUUUUUUUGCUUUUGUUUCAGUAGCCCAAUCAAUAGAUGAUUUGAAAAAUUUGAAGCGAAAUUUAAUUUAAUUUUAUUUAAAUUUAAAAUUUUUUUUUAAAAUAGAACCCGAGCCAGACCGGGUCUAAAAUAUCUUUGACCAAGCCGCCGGUACGGCUUAAAGACAAUGAAAACAAGCUAGGCUUAACCGUUGGGCACAGGCUUACACCGGUGAAAAAAGUAAUCCUGACCCUGGACUGUUUCUCACCCCUAAAUCUUUCCUAUAAAAUGAUGAUAUUGUAUAUAAUAUAAACAAAACAUUUCUCUUUUUUUAGAUUCUAGCAGAAUUUGAAGCCAUGUGUACUAGGCUAAACGAGGCUUUAGAAAAGAGUGAUGCUCAAGCUGAACAUGACAUUGAGUCUUUUACAGAUUUAGCCGUUGGAUCUGUCAUUAAUUCAAUGCUUUGUGGCUUUCGAUUCACUGAAAAUGUAUGUUUUUUUAAAUCUCAAAUCGAAAAAUUUUUUUCGUUGUUCAAAAAAGAAUGAGCUACAAACCAAAAUCAUAAAAAAAUAAUAAAUCAAAACAUUAAAAAAAUUUUUAUUCAUCUCAAAAUUCUUCAGAACCGAGAGCAGCAAUUUGCCAGACUAAAAGCGAUUACAACCAAAGCCAUUCAAUUAGUCAUCAGUGAAGGCCCGGGGCUUGUGUUGAAUAAUCUCUGGCUGCUCAACGUUCCAAUAAUCGGCCGACCAGGCCGUGAAACAAUCGACACAUUCAAGCUGAUCUUUGACUAUAUUGAUCAAGUUAUUCGGGAUCACUUGGAUCGAAAUGAUUAUAGUCAAGAGUUCGAGCCGCAAAGCUUCAUCGACGCCUAUUUGUUGGAAAUAGAACGGCGGAAACGGAACGGUGAUGGCGACAACUUUUCGGUGAAACAAUUGAGAAAUGUUUGCUUUGAUUUGUGGAUUGCUGGACAGGUUGGUUAAUAUAAUUUUUAGUUUAUGGCUAGUGCUAAAAGUGUGCUAAAGUUAGAGAUCUGGGCUAUGGCUCUGGCCUAGAGCUCUGGGCUAAUGCUCGAGGCUACGACUCGAAGCAGAGGCUUGUGGCUAGGGCUUUGGCCUAGGGUCUUGGCUAGGUUUCUCGGCUAGGACUCUGGGUUCUGGCUCUAAUUUGGGGUUCUGGUCUAUGGCUCUGGGCUAGGGCUAGAAGCUAGAGCUAGAAGAUAAGGCUAAAGCUCUGCGCUAGAGCUCUGGUCUAUGGCUUUGGGCUAGAGUUAGAAGCUAGGGUUAAAAGCUAGGUCUAUAAGCAAAAGCCAAAAGCUAGGGCUAAAAGCUAUAGUUAAAGGCUAGGGCUCUGGUCUAUGACUUUGGGCUACGAUUAGAAGCUAAGGCUAGAAGCUAAAGUUUAGGCAAGAGAUCUGUGCUGGGACUUUGGGCUAGGGCUUUGGACUAGGGCUCUGGGUUAGGGUUCUGAGCUAGCGCUUUGGACUACGGCUCUGGGAUAAGGUUUUCGGCUGGGCUCUGGGCUAGGGCUCUGGGCUAGGACUCUGGGCUAGGGCUCUGGGCUAGGGCUCUGGGCUAGGGCUGACGCUAGGGCUUGCUCGACUAAUGAUGGGUUAAAAACUUUUUUCUUAGUGUUUUAAUAUACAGUAGCUUCUAUAAAUGUUAGAGUUACAAGUCACACCAUUUUUGUUGAAAAAGCAGGGUAAUUUAUCUUUACAUUGCAACUUUAUCUGUUAAACAUUUUGAUGAACCUAUUAAUCAAAUACACUCUCUACUACUGUUUACUAAACAGGGUACUAACUGCAGAGCAAUUUAUUCAUUUCUUGUAGUCUAUUUACGUCAUCGCUUUUAUACUUUACACUUGUAACAACUACAAUCAAAUGAAAGCACCCACCUAAUAGAUCACUAUGGCUUGCAGUCUUUGGCUUAGCUUUAGGCUAGUUUUUCGGCUAGCUCUAACCCUUCUCUUUAGAGUAGUCGUGAUCCUAGCCAUAUCUUAGCUCCGACUCUAGCUCUACUACAGCUCUAAUCUAGCUCGAAUUAGCCCUGUCCUAGCUUUACACUAAGUUAUGAUUAUAAUAGAUAUACUUUAGCCAUAUAUUAUGACUUUGGCCUUUCUAUAGCUCCACCUUAUCUCUAAUUCAGCCCUACUCUAGCUUUGCUCUCGCCCUAAUCCUUUCCCUACCCUAGUCUUACCUCCGUGUUGGCCCUUCUCUUAGAGUAGCCAUGAUUCUAGUCAUACCUUAGCCGAGAAUCUGGUUUUAUUAAGGCUGUAAACCAAGCUUUAUCUUAGCUAGAGAUGACGACCGUGCCAGCCCGGUUUAGUCCAAAUUUAGGACGGUCAAGCCGCAGCCCAGGCUUGACAAAAUUGAAAAUUGCAGCCCAGGCUUGACAAUUAAGCCCGGUCCGUUUGCACGUUAAAAAAUUCAGAUUUGGCCAACCUUGAUUAACUUCAGAUUGGGUUUGGCUUGAAAAUCGGGCCAGGCGUGUUCUUCUUCAUGUCUAAUUUUAGCUCACUCCUAGUCCUACUAUUGCCUUGCCCUACCUUUACUCUAGCUUCUUUCUUUUUCAAUUAUAGCCUUACUGUUGUGUUAUUUUGUUAUUUUUGCUUUACUUUUACAAUACUCUACCUUAACUUCUAAUAAACAAAACGAAUUAAAAUUCACUUAAUGCGUAGGUGUUUUGCUUGAAUGUUAUAGUAUGCAAACAAAUUAAUUAACGGUUAGCUUAACAACAGAAACGUGAUUUUUACUCUUUGAUGAAAUUAGCAAAAGUUUGUAGUUUAUGGUGUUACUGUAUAGCUAGCUGUCAAUCUGUAAAGUAUUGUGUGGACGUUGAUGAACACCCUCUUAAGUUGCAAUCAAUUAUGGAACAAAAGUUCAAGUUUGUUGCUUUAAACAAGAUGUAAUGUCACAUUUCUUCGAAGUAUCGUUUGUACUAUUGGUCUAAAAGUUUGUAGAACAAAAGUUCAUAGCCUUGGUCAAAAAGUUUAUAGAACUCAAAAACCAAUUUUUCAGGAAACCAGUAGCACGUCGAUGACAUGGGCCGUAGCCUACCUAAUCCGCUACCCUGAAGCCCAAAAACGAAUUCAAAAAGAGCUGGACUCUGUAAUCAAUGAAGAUCGAUUAGUUACCAUGGCUGACAGAGCUAAAUUACCGUACAUUCAAGCAGUCAUUAUGGAAAUUCAACGAUGUUCAAACGUAGCAGGACAGAAUAUUCCACACACAGUCACUGAAGAUACUUAUGUAGAAGGGUAUUUACUGCCAAAGGGCACGAUUACUGUACCUCAAAUUUCGGUCAUGAUGAUGGAUCCUAAAGUAAAGAUGAAGAAAAAGUUUUUUAUGGGGGGUAAUAAUAAGAUGGCCAAGUUAAGAUUAAGGUAGGAAAAGGGUAAGUUUGGGCUAGGGUAGAAAGUGCAGUAAUGCUAGCGUAAUAGAGGUUAGUGUAAGGUAAAGACCAUAAGAAGAGCUAUAGGUAAGGCUACGGUAGGGUAGGUAUUUGAAUAGGCCCAACGGCAGACGUCUAGGACUAGCGGUAUGAAAAGGGUUUGAGUAAAACUACAGUAAAGGCUAGGGUAAAUACAGUAAAGCUAGGGUAAUAAAGCUUUAUGUAGGGAAAACGCUAUAACGGAAUCUGAGGUAUGAACUCGUAUAGAACUAGGGUAAGGUAAAGGUAAAAAUAAAGUAGAGCUUAGAUAGGGUCAGGGACAAGGGUGAAGUAGCGGUAUGAUAAGCACUAACCUAUUGCUGCCUUCAGUGGAGAAUAGGAUAGAGGUCAGGGUAGAAAUAGGCUACAAUAAGAGCUGUAGUAGGAGCUUAGAUAUAGCUGGGUAAGAACUUAAGUAGAGGUAUAGUAGGGGUAAAAAAUUGUCAUGUUUACAGCUGGGACAGCGCUACGGUAGAACCUAGGGUAGAAGUUUGUGUAGGUUAAAAUAUAUUACAAGAGCUGAGGUAUGAACUCGUAUAGAACUAGAGUGAGUGUAAGGUUACGCUAAAGUAUGGUUUAGGUAAGCGCAAAAGUAGGGUUGAAGUAGCGGUAUGAUAGAGGCUACGGUAGAUAUAGGGUAUAGAACGGAGCUAUACUAGUGGCCGUAGUAGGGGCUUAGAUAGGUCUAGGGCUAAGGCUGUGUAGGGCUAGGGUGGGACUAGGGAAAGGCUGGAGCACUGCUAGGGUAAGAUAGGAUAAGGACCGGGGUAGAAAAUAAAGUCAAUCUUUUUUUAAGUUUUCGUGCUUUAAUGUUUAAACAUGAGUAAUAUAUUAAAUUAUUUUGUAUACUUCACCUAUAUUUAAAUAAUAUACCUUCCAGGUCUUUCCCGACCCUCACAAAUUCAAUCCAGACCGUUUUCUGGACGUUGAUGGUAAUUUCGUGCCAAAAGCCGAACAUAUCCCCUUUUCGUUGGGCAAACGACAAUGUGUUGGUGAGCCGUUGGGGCGGAUGGAGGUUUUCUUGUUUGUCGCCAACUUGUGCAAUCAAUACGAGUUUUCGGCCGGCGCAACGCCUCCAACGCUUAAGAAGAUUGGUGGAAACGCUACCGUAACCGAGCCCUUCAAAUGUGUCAUACGAAAAAGGAAGUGA